Eutrema salsugineum is the source of this 1413-nucleotide messenger RNA. Its product is annotated as 1-aminocyclopropane-1-carboxylate synthase 9. Gene Ontology annotation, biological process: biosynthetic process; amino acid metabolic process. The coding region runs from base 1 to 1413 and encodes 470 amino acids. Gene Ontology annotation, molecular function: pyridoxal phosphate binding; 1-aminocyclopropane-1-carboxylate synthase activity; transaminase activity. The transcript is spliced from 4 exons. The record is from RefSeq and is a predicted model, not a curated record. NCBI's taxonomy places the organism in Eukaryota, Viridiplantae, Streptophyta, Magnoliopsida, Brassicales, Brassicaceae.
AUGAAACAACUGUCGACAAAAGUAACAAGCAAUGCCCAUGGACAAGACUCUUCCUACUUCUUGGGAUGGGAAGAAUACGAGAAGAAUCCGUAUGAUGAAACCAAGAACCCUAAUGGAAUUAUUCAAAUGGGUCUUGCGGAAAAUCAGCUAUGUUUUGAUCUCAUAGAGACAUGGUUAGCUAAGAACCCGGACGCAGCCGGACUCAAGAAGGACGGCCAAUCCAUUUUCAAAGAGCUUGCUCUCUUCCAAGACUAUCAUGGCCUACCCGAAUUCAAGAAAGCUUUGGCAGAAUUCAUGGAGGAAAUAAGAGGAAACAGAGUAACAUUUGAUCCAACCAAGAUUGUUCUAGCUGCUGGUUCAACUUCUGCCAACGAAACUCUCAUGUUUUGUCUUGCGGAACCCGGCGACGCUUUUCUCUUACCCACUCCUUACUAUCCAGGAUUUGAUAGGGAUCUGAAAUGGAGAACAGGAGCAGAGAUUGUGCCAAUUCAUUGUUCGAGCUCUAAUGGGUUCCAAAUAACAGAAUCAGCUCUUCAACAAGCUUAUCAACAAGCUCAGAAGCUUGAUCUUAAGGUCAAAGGAGUUCUUGUCACCAACCCAUCGAACCCACUUGGCACAAUGUUGACCAAAAGAGAACUUAACCUUCUCGUUGACUUCAUUACUUCCAAAAACAUUCAUCUCAUAAGCGACGAGAUCUAUUCAGGUACCGUUUUUGGAUUUGAACAAUUCGUUAGUGUCAUGGAUGUCUUGAAAGACAAGAAACUCGAGAACAGUGAGGUCUCCAAAAGAGUUCAUGUCGUUUAUAGUCUUUCCAAAGAUCUCGGUUUACCUGGUUUUCGCGUUGGAGCAAUAUACUCCAACGACGAAAUGGUUGUUUCCGCUGCGACAAAAAUGUCGAGUUUCGGCCUCGUCUCUUCUCAAACACAAUACCUUCUCUCUGCUUUGCUUUCCGACAAGAAGUUCACAGGAACUUACCUCAACGAAAACCAGAAAAGACUCAAGAUUCGUCAAAAGCAACUCGUGUCCGGUCUUGAAGCCGCAGGGGUUACUUGUCUUAAAAGCAACGCUGGUUUGUUUUGUUGGGUCGACAUGAGGCAUCUCUUGGACACAAACACAUUCGAAGCAGAGCUUGAGCUAUGGAAAAAGAUUGUAUACGAAGUGAAGCUGAAUAUUUCACCCGGUUCAUCGUGCCAUUGUACUGAACCGGGUUGGUUUAGGGUUUGUUUCGCCAACAUGAGUGAAGAGACACUCGAUUUGGCGAUGAAGAGGCUCAAGGAAUACGUAGAAUCAACAGACAGUAGUAGAAUGAUUUCAAAAAGCAGCCAUGAAAGGAUCAGGAGUUUGAGGAAGAGGACUGUCUCUAACUGGGUUUUCCGGGUUUCAUGGACCGACCGGGUACCUGAUGAACGUUGA